Molecule: messenger RNA, 768 nt
Organism: Strongyloides ratti
Lineage: Eukaryota; Metazoa; Nematoda; Chromadorea; Rhabditida; Strongyloididae
Product: CAP domain-containing protein
Exons: 2
Coding region: 1-768 (255 amino acids)
Cellular component (GO): extracellular region
Source: RefSeq, a predicted model, not a curated record
AUGACAAAUUCUGUAGUUUCAAAAAAUAUUGAUUAUACAAUAAAAACAAUUGGUUCAAGAAAAGUUUUUGUGUAUAAUGAUCAAGUAUUUAAUUCUAAAGAAGAUAUGAUGCGACAAAUAAAGCGCGAUUAUCCAAAUCUUACUUUUAAAGAUGCUCCAAUACCAAAUAACAAUCAAGUAAUACCACCACAACGUAAAGAUUCAUUUAGCAAGCCAAACGAAUAUAUUUAUUAUGGGAAAUUUGAUAUUAAUAAAUUUUUAGGACCAAAUUCAUUUAGUAAUAAAAUUUGGCAUCAUGUAUGGGAUGGUUGUAAUGUAGAAUGUUUUAGUCGAAAAAAUUUUUAUGAAAUGAAAAUGAGAAUGCUUAAAGAAACAAAUAUGUAUAGAAGAUAUCAUAGAGUACAUCCACUAGCUGAAGAUCCAUAUCUCGCUAAAAGUGCACAAGAAUAUGCUUAUAUACUUGCAAAAACAAAAAAAUUUAUGCAUGAUCCCAGGAAUAUAAAAUAUGGUGAAAACCUUGGAUAUGCAACAUUAAACAUUGCCAGCACAAUUGUAAAAAAAUGGUAUGAUGAAGAGAAAUUGUGGAACUACCAAUCAACUGGUUCAAUACCGGGUGCCGGACAUUUUACACAAUUAGUAUGGAGAGGCUCUCAAAGAGCUGGUUUUGGAAUUGCUGCAAAUGGAAGAGAUGUUUACAUUGUAUGCAGAUAUUAUCCAGCAGGAAAUGUUGUACCUUACUUUAGACAAAAUGUUUUUCCAAGACAGUGA